Messenger RNA from Plenodomus lingam JN3, 396 nucleotides. Lineage: Eukaryota; Fungi; Ascomycota; Dothideomycetes; Pleosporales; Leptosphaeriaceae. The record is from RefSeq and is a predicted model, not a curated record.
AUGAUAAUCUGCUGCGACACGUCAAUCAUAUGCCAUGAUCUCCAUCUGAACCGCGGCUUCAUCCUCACGCCCGGAAAUCACCCGACACCACGGCUGGAACUGCUAGACGGUUGGCAACAGCACGCAUGGGGGUGCUGUUACUUCGAGUCCUCGAGUGGUCCCACUCAGAUCCCUUCCCAGCGCUACCUGCACGUUCGUCACACGAAAUCUCCCCUACUACUGCACAGCUUUAGAGCCCCACUCGCUACGUAUCCUCCGAGGCUACUUCUGCAGCAAGUAUUGAGAGGUCAGACUGCAUACCACCGAGACAUUCAUGGCCACGAGACCAUCGUUGCCGUCUUUCGUAUCGAGCGUCAGAGGACUCCGCCACGAUCUGGAUGUCGGAAGUGCCCAUGA